Penaeus chinensis is the source of this 736-nucleotide messenger RNA. Its product is annotated as eukaryotic translation initiation factor 4 gamma 3-like. Gene Ontology annotation, cellular component: eukaryotic translation initiation factor 4F complex. The coding region runs from base 29 to 721 and encodes 230 amino acids. The transcript has 6 exons. Lineage: Eukaryota; Metazoa; Arthropoda; Malacostraca; Decapoda; Penaeidae. The record is from RefSeq and is a predicted model, not a curated record. Gene Ontology annotation, molecular function: mRNA binding; translation initiation factor activity; protein binding.
CUGGUGCAAUGAGAAGAGACAUGGUAAAAUGCCGGAGGGUCCUAGUAUGACCAUCGGUAAUGGGAGUGAUUCGCCACCGUCAUUGAGACGUUGUGAUAAUCCCUGGAAGCGCAAUGCCCAACAUGGGCAAUCUGAAGUUUAUCGCCGGAUGCUCGGAAUUUUGAAUCGCGUUACGGAACAGUCUCUAACAAUAUUAUUGGAACAGGCACAGGAACUCCCCUUGUCUGACCCCGACCACCUCCCCCACGUCUUAGCUCUCCUCCUGGAUAAGGCCCAAGAUGAGCCUCUUUUCGCUCCAAUAUAUGCUCGAAUGUGCCGAGACUUAGCAGCUAGAGUGGGAAUCCAGGACGACCUUACGGCUGCUUGUGAGUCCCACUUCACAGAGAGCUACAACCUCCUCCUCCAGUAUGCUGAUAUACUUGAGGGGCCCAUAUCUUCACAACUGAUACACGAAGAAAUUCUUGCCAGGAAGAAGUUCGUUGGCCAUUUGAAGUUUAUGAGUGAGCUGCACAAGGUGGGUGUCAUGUCCAGCAACCAAGUAGUGGCCAUGGCAGAGACCCUCCUUGAGCACGGAGAUGAUCGUUCCUUGGAAGGCCUGUGCCGCUUGCUCUCCUUCUCGGGACUGGCCCUGAGUCGCACAAAUGAGGUAAAUGUUGUUAUGAGUGGGAUAGUCUCUUACGUUUAUAUGGUACGGUACGUGAUAUUUAUUUGGAUAUUUUGAUUUCUAUGAUUUGGG